This is a messenger RNA of Coregonus clupeaformis (lake whitefish), 1373 nucleotides long. RefSeq names its product keratin, type I cytoskeletal 13-like. The coding region runs from base 510 to 920 and encodes 136 amino acids. The record is from RefSeq and is a predicted model, not a curated record. Lineage: Eukaryota; Metazoa; Chordata; Actinopteri; Salmoniformes; Salmonidae. Gene Ontology annotation, molecular function: structural molecule activity. The transcript has a single exon.
ACAACAACUGCACCUCAUGAGAAAAUAAACAGGUUUUAGGAUUUUUUAAAGUAUCUUUAACCAAACUGAAGCAAUGACUUGUAAGUUUCAGCAAUUACUUGUACGUUUUUCCAUAAAUGCCCAUAUAAAUUGGAAACUUUGUUCACUUUCACAUUUUAGUUAACGUAAAUUAACUAAUUAUUAUUACAUUUCAGUGUGAUAUAGCUGUGUCAGCUAAGAUUACAUAAUGGUUGUGAACUUGUAGAAGUUUAUAAAUAUGAUUCAAGAAGUGAUUUAAGACUGUCAAACUGAGCACCAGAUCACUAUUAUUGACUACAUCAUUGGGUUUCUAAAUCCAGGGCAUGUUUUUCACAGAUGUCUUGGUUUCAUCUUGUCUGUAGCGAAGAUGAAGUAUUCAUAUUGCAAUAAUUGGCACAGCUUGUACAAACAGUCACAUUGCCAACCCACAUUUAAAGAUUUAUGAACUCACUAUCGGCUCCUCUCGCCUCUCCGUGUCUGGAUUUGGCAGCAUGGGAGGUGGCAGCCGCAUCAGUGGCAUGAGGGCCGGCAGUGUGUAUGGGGGUGCAGGUGGCUCUGGGGUGCGCAUCUCCAGUUCCAGUGCCUCCAGGUCCUUCUCUGCUGGUGGUGGUGGUGGAUUCGGCUUCGGUGGAGGUGAAGGAGGAGGCUUUGGUGGAGGAGGCAUGGCCAUGUCUGAAGCAGCAGACAACAUUGUCAGCGGGAAGUUCGCCAUGCAGAACCAGAAUAACCGUUUAGCCACCUACCUAGGCAAGGUGGCCACCCUGGAGAAAGCCAACGCUGAUCUGGAGAUGAAGAUCCUCCUGUUUCUGGAGAGUAAGGUGUCUCCGGCUCCAACUGACUUCUCUGCUUUCUAUACUAUCAUUGUUGACCUCCAGGUCAACCUUUUGUUUUGUGUGAUAUAGCAGUAAUGUGUUCAAUGUCCACUGUGUUGUUGGAUUGGGGUUACGUGCACUGAGUUGUUGCUGAUUCGACUUUUGGGUCUGUCGUGGCAGAGACGGACCAUGUUACAUAUAUUUGACUAGACAGCUGAAAAUGCCUUUUUGCCCAUCAAACCCAGAGUUGAUGAUGAUGAGGAAUAUUUCAAUAGAGCAGAUAAUCUAUUGAAAGGGUUCAUAUUACAUCUGAUUGAUUUAUCUUGAAUAUGGGUGUUGGUAAUUAAUGUUGUUGUUCAGACUGAGGCGUAGGUCGUGCCAAGCAACACCACUUAAGAAUGUUCACAAAAUACCACCAUGCCCCCUUGGGCCUUAUUGCUUGUAUAGUCAUAACAAUGACCUUUUCAUUUCCUGGCUGCCAUUCAUCUGAAAGGAACUAUUCUUCUGAGCAUCGGAAAUGCGGGAAUGGCCCAUGAUGACUUC